This is a messenger RNA of Betta splendens (Siamese fighting fish), 3203 nucleotides long. RefSeq names its product zinc finger protein 665-like. Lineage: Eukaryota; Metazoa; Chordata; Actinopteri; Anabantiformes; Osphronemidae. The transcript is spliced from 3 exons. The record is from RefSeq and is a predicted model, not a curated record. The coding region runs from base 171 to 1484 and encodes 437 amino acids.
GAUCACCGGGACGAGACGGGAGCGAUAGACCGUGAGCUCGACACGACGACGGACGACUGCGACGGAAAGCAACACGGAGGACGAAGGGCCAAAACCGGGACCGAACAGCAAUCAACGCAACGAACGGAGGAAUCGGCCGGGUUGAGAUCCACCUGCCUCCUCGAACAACCAUGGAAUUACAGAAAACGAAACAAAGAGGAAGACGAUACUCAAGACAGUAUCUCUGUCAGCAAUGUGACCGUACCUUCACCAGAUCAUCAGCGCUGAAGAAUCAUCAGAAGCUUCACUCUAGAGAGAAACUAUACAGCUGUGACCAGUGUGGCAAAACAUUUACUGGCAGAGGUAACCUACAGAGUCAUCAGCAAGUUCAUGCAGGGGAAAGACCAUACACCUGCACCGAAUGUGGAGCAGCAUUUAAAAGGUCAAGUACAUUGACAAUCCACAAUCGUGUUCACACUGGAGAAAAACCUCACUCAUGUGAACAAUGUGGAAAAGCAUUCUCCUGCAGCAGACAGUUACUGCUUCACAAACGUGUUCACACGGGAGAGAAACCAUAUUCAUGUGACCAGUGUGGCAAAACAUUUACUGCAAGAAGUAACCUAAAGUGUCAUCAGAAAGUUCAUGCAGAAGAAAGACCAUACACCUGCACCGAAUGUGUGGCAGCGUUUAAAACAUCAAGUGCUUUGAAAAUCCACAAUCGUCUUCACACUGGAGAGAAACCAUACUCAUGUGAACAGUGUGGAAAAGCAUUCUAUUGCAGCAGUCAUUUACAGAGUCACCAACGUGUUCACACAGGAGAGAAACCAUACUCAUGUGAACAGUGUGGAAAAGCAUUCGGUCACAGACCUGAUUUAAUGAGACACAAACUUGUUCACACGGGAGAGAAGCCUUAUAUUUGUGAACAAUGUGGAAAAGCAUUCUCUCAGCACAAUAGCUUAAUGAUACACAGACGUUUUCACACUAGAGAGAAGCCUCAUUCGUGUGAACAGUGUGGAAAAGCAUUUUCAUGCAGCAGUCAUUUACUGAGUCACCGACGUGUUCACACCGGAGAGAAGCCUCAUAUUUGUGAACAAUGUGGAAAAGCAUUCGCUCAACACAGAAAUUUACUGACUCACCAACGUGUUCACACUGGCGAGAAACCUCAUCCUUGUGAACAGUGUGGAAAAGCAUUCUCACAACGCAGUCAAUUACUGAUUCACCAACGUGCUCACACGGGAGAGAAGCCUCACUCAUGUGAACAGUGUGGAAAAGCAUUCGCUCAACACAGAAGUUUACUGACUCACCAACGUGUUCACACUGGCGAGAAACCUCAUCCUUGUGAACAGUGUGGAAAAGCAUUCUCUCAUCGCAGUAGCUUAGUGAUACACAAACGUUCUCACACAGGAGAGAAGCCUUACUCGUGUGAACAGUGUGGAAAAGCAUUCUCUGACAGCAGUCAUUUACGGAGACACCAACGUGUUCACAAUAAUGAGGCUUCUUUCUAGUGUAAACAGUGUGGGAAAGUAUUUGUGAUGUUACAUGUGCUGCCUUUCUCGUGCGCCAGUAAAGGUUGUGUGGCAUCACCAUUAGGCCAAUAGGCGAAAGACAACAUUGAAACAAAAACUAGGCUAAACAUAAUUUAGAUGUCAGCCAUAAUAGCUUCAGUUUCUUUUCUAUUCUGCGUCAGCGACGUGCUCGGGGUGGGGAAUAGCCACUGCCCAUUUGCCCUCACAAUUCAAAGUGCCCUGAACAAUGGCAAAUAAUUAAUUUUUUUCCUACUCCACUCUGGGUUUUACCUUUCUCGUUCAAGCCCAAAUAGCCACAGUCUCUGUCAGUCUCUGCCCUUAAAAAUGUCUGCACAGCACUGACCUGUGUAAUGAAAAAAAUGUCUUAUCAUAUAGUCUUAUCCUUUAGUUUAUGCCCCAUUGUGUGCAUGGAAUUCAUCUCAUUCGGGUUGUCAUAUCAGUUUUAAGUAUUGUAUGGGGAAAAAGUGUUCUUCCUUAUUCUGUGUGUUUUUUAUAUGAUUUAUGAUUAAUGUUCUGCAAUUAAUAACUUGUGUUUUGUCUUACAUCUGUUUUAUGUACUUGACAUUUCACCUAGAUUGUUCAAUAGUGGUCUCUGCCUGAUAGAAUCUGGACUCUAGCUCCCAAACCCAAGGCCAGGGAGUUCUGUCUCUCUGUCUGUUAACUGUUAUAACACUCCCCCCUUUUUAUUAUACAUUAAUCAAACACUAAGAAUAAAAAUUGUCAAACAUAGCAUUUCCUAAUAAUAAAAGACCCUUGCAAAUAAAACAAUAAGUGUUUUAACUCAUCAAAAUUCAAAAAUACAGCUUCACAUAAAAUGCAGGUAACUUUGGGAGCUGUUUUUGUGGGUACCAAAAUCAUCAUCAAACUCAUUAAGUGAAUUAGAGUCAGGGUUUCUGAACAUAGUGCAUUGUGUCAUUUGAUACGAGAGUGCUGCUGAGGUCACACGCAUGAUGAGACCUCUAACCAGUGGGAUAACGCAACAACCAAGCAAGAGAAUCACAGCCAUCACAAUGAUAAAGGAAACAGCUGCAGACAUGAGAACAGAUUUCCACUUUCCAGAUCAGAUAUUUCGUCUAGCCAAUUCCAAGAGGAAGAAUUUGUACCAGAGUUAGCUGAGACUCUGAAGGCCGUGCAAUACCUUCGCCACAGUACCAUUAGAAUCAGUAUUAUUUGGGAUACAAGUACAACAUGCCUCUUCGAACAUAACACAUGCCUCGUUUGUCGUUUGCUAACAACAUGUCUACUGUCAUUUGAUUCUGCCAUGCCGUCUGGGAUGUAAGAGCCAAUUGUUCAGACAUGACCUUCAUGCCAUUAUAACAUUAAUGAAACGCCAUUGAUUGUAAUAAAAACAGUUAAUGUAUGUUAACCAUCAUUCCAGUGGGGUUCUGUUUCAUAUAAUCUUAAAAUAGUUUUCAUGCUUUUGGAUUUUAAAUUGGACAUUUGGAUCUAGAGAAUCAGGGAUUAACCAGAAUGAUGAUGCAUUCGCUGCUUGUGUUGUCUUAUAACCAUUUGAACUAUUUGUUGUUGUGAAAUGUUCUCAUUCACAAAAAGUGUAAAAUUACACAGAAACAUCAUAUGAUCAAGGUAAUAAUCAGAGUAACAUAAAAUGAGUUCUAACAGCAUGGUUGCAAUUGAUUUCUCCUAACGAUUCGCUUCGUCCUGUUGAACAGUAGCGUUAGAUGGUUUCAUACCUGUGUG